Cornus florida is the source of this 1220-nucleotide messenger RNA. RefSeq names its product B3 domain-containing protein Os04g0386900-like. Gene Ontology annotation, molecular function: DNA binding. The record is from RefSeq and is a predicted model, not a curated record. NCBI's taxonomy places the organism in Eukaryota, Viridiplantae, Streptophyta, Magnoliopsida, Cornales, Cornaceae. The coding region runs from base 213 to 731 and encodes 172 amino acids. The transcript is spliced from 3 exons.
UUGUAACCCAAUUUCUGUCGUCCUUUUUCUUUUUCUUUUCUUCUCCUUUCCUCCGCAUCCUCUGUCAGUCCCUUUCCUCCCAAACACUCUCUCUCUCUCUCUCUCUCACACACACACACACACACACAGACUCGAGACUGUUCUCUCCGUUCUUCUCAGCCUUCACCAGUUUGCACGACAAACUAUUGGGCAGCAUUGCCAGCAACCGCGAGAUGCAUCCAUUGGCAAGUGCUCCAGAAACAGAACUUAAAAUGCCCCAGCCACAGGUCCAACAUGUUGAAAACGUCCAGAUGGAUCUACAAACCCAACCUGUUUCAAGCCCUACAACAACUGGUUCAGAAAAUGAUGAAUUUUUCCCACUUUCAGGGAGACCAUCCUUUCAUGUGGUUCUUAUAAAAGCACAUCUCAAACCUUCGUAUCAAAUGUUUCUUCCAACCAAAAUGCAUCCGGUGCUUCCUUGUGCUACAAUUCCUGUGGUUCUCUCCUAUCGUGGCAAGAACUGGGAGAUGGUCUAUUAUGGAGAUCGCAGCGGCAAAAGGUUCGACUCCAAUUGGAAGACAUUUAUCAUUGACAAUGAUCUAAAGUUAGGAGAUGCAUGUGUAUUUGAACUCAUGGAAUGCAACAGUAAGAAUGUCAAGUUCAGAGUUCAAAUUCUCCGCGGUGACUUCCCAUCUGAAUUGCUAGCAAGGGUAAAUGGCGAGUCUUCAAAUACUCCUAUUAUCAUUGAUUAGGAUCUCCCAUCUUUUUCUGGGAUUUGUCUAAUUCUAAUAACGAAUUCUGGCAUGGACCUGUAGGAAUUCAAUUCCUUGUGUAUUAUAUAUACCUCUGUUUGAAUUUUUCUACCUUGCUUUCAUGUUCAGUACACGGUCUCUGUACUAUUAGUUGUCUACCUGUGUUCGAAUCAUGGCGAUCCUGAUCAUAAGCAUGUCAUGAUUUAUUAACUAAGCUAUCUAGUACGAUGAUUUAUCGGCUAAGUUAAUCUGAAUAUGACCUUCCAUAUCGUGGAGGAGCUCAAGCGAUGUUCCAUAAAACAUCAGGUGAUUGUUAUACACAUCUGAAUAUGGAGGCAUCUUCUGAGGUUCUUGAAAUAUCUGUAACAUCCCCUGGCAGGUAAACUGGCUUUGAGCUACUGUAACUCUAUUAUACAUAUAUGUGUGUUCAUAUCUUCCUUUAAAUUUUCAGAUGAAAUAAAGGGUGGCUUGAGUUUUGUUUUGGGCGAA